AUGCCAAUUUGUGGUUUUCCAUACACUGUGGCGCACUCACUACAGAGAGUGAGUAAGCAUGGCACGGUUACUCAGGCUCCAUCACAGGAUCAGCUCAUCCGACGAUUACCUUCAAUUCGUCCGGCAGCUCAGUUAUCCACCCCCAGCUCUUUGAUCUCUUCCAAUCUCCAUGGCCAGCUAUAUCAGCAGCCAGUGGGAAUAGAGAAUCUGACAACGUACCCUACGAGUUCUUCACGUCUCAACAGUUCCUCCAUCUCUUCCAAUCCCUCAGCAGGUCGAUGGCUAUCGCCAUGCCCUACCAGUUCUUCCAGCCCUUUCAAUCCAAGAGCUGGGGUGAACCAGAGUAAUACUCUGGGUUCUCCAAGUCCACCCGUGUCUCAAAGCUCUCCCCCAUUCAAGAAAAGACGAAGAAACUUCGCGGUGGAUAAACAAGGCGAAUGGCUGAAAUUAAAAACAGCCUUUAAAGAUAAACCUUUGCUGACAACAUCAUUCAAGGCGAUUUUGACUCCUGAAGAUCUCAUCGAUUCAAAUCUUCCAAAGGGACGACGCUUGUAUAAAUUUAUAACAACAGCAGCAAAAAAUAUAGCCAACCAGAUUAUUGCACACCGCCUUUCUUUAAUCUAUUCAGUCCACGAGAUUGAUUCUCAUUCCAAAUAUGAGUGUGGGAAGAAACUAAAGACUGGGGCAUAUGAACAGGUUUCAAAAGAAUGGGAUUGCUCUCUUGAUUGUGUGAAACUAUGCGAGCGACGGGGUAAGAGCUAUACUAAAUUGAUACAAGAAGCUGGCCCAGCUAUUAUCUUUGAACUGGAUAAUGAUGUUUCAAGUUUAUGCGAAAAUUCUCUUCUGACAGAUGACCAACGGAAGUUAUUCAUUCAAUGGCUUCUACUCCAAUCUAAGCAAGAUCGAUUCGCGAAAUGCAUAUCAGCAGCAAAAAUCAUACUUGAGGGGCUAAUUACUUAUGGAUAUACUUAUCACGAACUUCGAACAACUCAGAGCCGUCUACUCGAGGUAUUGAGAGUUUACCUUAGCUGGGAAGAUGAUACUAUCCGCCCUAAUAAAGAUCCCAACGAUCCUGCACAUCAAACGUCCGUUAACCACUCGGGUACCUCAAAUCAAGAAAGCAGACGCAGCACAUCCUCAUCGAGCUCAAUAUCUGAAUCCACUGACAACUCGCCGUAUUACAGCGGUCCUGGUGGCUCGGGUGAUGUUCCAUCGCAUGUCCCUCGCCCGAUCGAUACAUCCAGACAGGAUUUAGUGGCAUGGGAGGACGAUGAUCACACUUCGACCAACGAACCUACCAAUCUUAACACAAAUGAAUCCCGCCCUCCACAUCCAGCCAUAGAUUCGAAUUUAUUUUAUAACGGGGAAACAACCACAGACUUUCGAACAUGGCAUAAUGUGAUUUUUGACCCAGACACAAAUGCGUUUUAUGGCCUGGACACACAUAAUUCGACAAAUGGGCCUUGGCAAGACGGGUUUUUUGACCCCGACACACAGCACCCAACAAACGGGCUAUGGCGGAAUGUGUUGGUUUCAGAGACAAGCUCAAAUGAUAGCAUGGGUUUGUUGCCACAAUUCCCCUAUUGUGGCAGUCUGGAUGCACAACCAUCAGGGUUCUAG
Molecule: messenger RNA, 1620 nt
Organism: Blastomyces gilchristii SLH14081
Lineage: Eukaryota; Fungi; Ascomycota; Eurotiomycetes; Onygenales; Ajellomycetaceae
Exons: 5
Coding region: 1-1620 (539 amino acids)
Source: RefSeq, a predicted model, not a curated record